Molecule: messenger RNA, 1368 nt
Organism: Papaver somniferum (opium poppy)
Lineage: Eukaryota; Viridiplantae; Streptophyta; Magnoliopsida; Ranunculales; Papaveraceae
Product: F-box protein At3g07870-like
Exons: 2
Coding region: 101-1186 (361 amino acids)
Source: RefSeq, a predicted model, not a curated record
ACGGUGUUGCUGUGAAUAUCAAUUCCAUUAUUCUCAUAAGUUUGUGGAACUUCAAUUCGGCUCUUCUCCAGAAAGUCAUGAUGGUUCUGAAUUCAGUAAUAUGAGUUUGAUGGUCUUUGAUGGAAAAAAAGUCUGUUAUGCGGAGUCUCACGGGUUGGGGGAUUAUGUUUUUUACGAAACAAUGAGGAUCGAUCUCAAAUUUCCCCUAGAUGUGUCUGGAUUUGUUGGUUCCUGUAACGGGUUGAUUUGUUUAUCCGGCAAUAUGGAGUAUGACAGCAUCUGGUAUCACGAGGAGCCUAAUGAACCUUUGUACAUCUGGAAUCCCAUCACCCGAGAGAUCGUGGCUCUUCCACCAAUUGCCAACAAAAAUUUGGUUAGCCUUGUGCAUGGAUUUGGUUACCAUCCUUUGACUAGGGAGUACAAGGUUGUCAGGAUUUCAUACCGCAGUAAGAGCGAUGAUGCGUUCCCCUACAAAGGAAAGGUAGAGGUAUAUACUGUUGGCAGUGGCAGCGGGUGGAGAAAUGUAUUAAAAAUUGAUUACCUUAUAGAACCUAGUGGUGAAAACAUGAAUAAUUGUGUUAAUGGAGCUCUCCAUUGGCUCAAGUAUGAAACGGGGGAGAUUCUGGCUUUUGAUUUGGAGGCUGAGGAGUUCCACCUGGUUCAUACACCACCAGGUUUGUCCCCUGACAGCAAUAAAGCAUUGUCCUCCAGAGUUUUCGUAAUGAGAGGGUGUUUAUGUCUUGCUUAUGAAUAUGAAUUCUAUGGUGACUUAUGGAUGCUAAAGAAGCAGGAGAAUGCAGUAACUAGUGAUUUUUACAAUGCGAAAGACCAGUACUACAAGUCUCGGAAAUGGAUUAAAGAGAUAGAAAUACCAUAUGAAGAUUUAAAUCACGCCUUGAAGAUUUUUGGCCUCACCAAGGAAGGUUCAGUAAUACUGAAGCACGAUGAUGGUUCUAUGACUCAAUAUCACCCAAAAUUUACUGCAAGGGUUGGUGACUCGGCUUGUAUCCAACUGAUAUCACACAUCAACAGCUUUGUUUCGUUGAAAGCACUGGGAGAAGUAAAUGUUGUGACAUAUAAGGGAGAAGUAAAAGUUGCCACGCCCAUAGGAUCAACAAAAAAAAGUGAUGGUGGUCGGAGGAAGAGAAAUAAGAAGAGAAAGAGAAAGAGAACAAGGGAAGUUUAGCAUCAGAUUUUGAAGAUUACUAUACUUCAUAGAUUUCAUUACAUACUCUGCUCUCUUUAUCUCUUUUCAUUUUUGGGUUUAAUUUAUGAAUCUCUUUCUUGUAGUUAACCUUUUCUUUGUUCUGGCGGGUUGCUUUUUUAUAUCUGAAAUAAGAAGACAUUUUCGGUUUGUUUAUUGAAAUU